Molecule: messenger RNA, 4501 nt
Organism: Danio rerio (zebrafish)
Lineage: Eukaryota; Metazoa; Chordata; Actinopteri; Cypriniformes; Danionidae
Source: RefSeq, a predicted model, not a curated record
AGAAAACAUUUUCAUUUUCUUCUUUAUUUGUAGCGAGUGCAUAUGUGAUGAGUGUAUGAUAAAUCAACAGAGAUCAAUGGGAUCCAGGUUCUGGUGUCCUAAGGUCACAGAUUGCAGUGCACCUUUCGACACUCUUUUAUUUUAGCUGGUCAAUCAGCAUGGUUUUAGUGGGGUUUGGCCAUUUCCAGCCUGAUUUCCGGCCAUUUUAGGCUGGAAAAUGACCAGAUAAAAAACGAUUGAGCAGCCUGGUUUAAGGUUUAAGCUGAGCAGCUGGUUUUAGCUGGAAUGGCCAAAACCCCUCUAAAACCAGGCUGGCCAACCAGCUAAAGCUAAUAACCAGGCUUGUCUGGUUUAAGCAAUUUUUUUUUUCAGCAGGGAUGCUUUAUGGGUACAAUUAAGCUUUCCAAAAUGUCUUAUUUUACACCACACGAGGGGGAAUACAUUGUGAGAUAUUUUUCAUUUUAGGGUGAACUAUUCCUUUAAUGCUCCUGGUGAACCGGAUGCAAUUCCUGCUCCGUGUCAGUGUUGACGGUACGUGGCCAAUGGCGGACGAAGUCUGGGCUUUGUCUCAAAACCAUAGCCUACGUUUUGCACAAAUACACUACAAAACUAACCAUAUAGUCGACGGUUUUUAAUCGUGCGUGUUUUUAGACCCUCAUGACAUCCGCUCCCAUCAGCAUGGAUGUGAAUUUGACCAUCUCCCUGAUGCGGGGCCAAAUGGGCGCUGUUAUCGAGAAAGCCGUGAACGUCGCGGUAGAGACCGUUUUGGGAGAAAUGAUCCGGGUAGUCGGACUCAAGUUUGAGGAGAUCAAACGGGAGAUGACCGCUAAAGAGAAGGAGAAUGAGAACAUUAGAAGAAUGUUGGAGACGUCCAGAUGUCAGAUGAAAACUAUGCGCAAGUACAUGAACGUCAUUGCGGCUAAAGACCCCAAUCAUAGACCGUACCAGGCAGAAGGAGACAUGGCAACAUCCAGCCCCGAGCUUCACUGCAGAAGAGCGCCGACCAGUACUGUGUCCGUGUGUGCUAAACCUCAAUACCCAUGUCCCAGACCCAGAGUUAAUGUAGCCGGGCCUGUAGCUGGACCUUCGUGGGCGAGACAGCAGCAUCUGCACAUGUCCAAAGAAACACCAAGAAAUGACAAUCACCUGGCUGAUCUUCAUAUUGAGGAGAUCCAUGGACCAUCACCAGCUCAUAAAGUGGAGAACUCAAAUCGUCAUCUGAUAGACAGUCAGGGGCUUCUGUCUGAGACCAGUGAUCCAGUAUGGGGACAAAACCCUCUGGCAUCUGCUGACUCUAGACACACAGACAUACCAGACAGCAGCGUCCUCUCUGCACCCAUGAUGGUGGAUGAAAGUAUGCCAUCCCAAACGACAAACACAGGGGCUUUUGGAGCACCAUUGAUGAAGAUCAAACAGGAGGAUGCAGAGGUUGAAAUAGUCUGUGUGAAGGAUGAACCUGGAGAAUCCGGCAGCGCAUCAAGGCUUGAAUAUCCCAACGCUGAACUUAAUCAAGUUGGGGAACCAGAGUUUGGGGUUCCACUCGAUCUGCCUGCACCAUUUCAAACUCUUCAGAGUCCAGGAACUUCCACCGACCUCAACAUUCCAGCAUUCAUCGGCAUGGAUCCAUCCACCUAUGAGGAAUCUCAGCUGUCUGUGACAGGGGUCCAAAAGCAGGUACGUCCGAGACGCAAGGACCUGAACCUGUAUGAAGAGUACAAACGCAGCCGAACUCUGAGAGGCCGGAACACAAACAGAGGACGCACUACAAACCGGCGACGCGAGCUGGAGCAGACUCUACCGCAGGCUCUACUGGCCGACCUGGUGAGAGAACGAAGGGAAAAAACCCGUCUUCGAGUAGCCCGCUGGCGUGCCAAACGCAAAUUGCAAGCCUGUCUGAUGGCCUCGCAGGCUGCUCAGUUUAAUGGCACCUCUGGACAGAGUUCGCCAGCCCAGCGCGGAGGCCUGAUCUCCUGCCGCAGGAGAGGAGGAGGGGUAGCACAGCGCGGUGGGCUUGGGUUGAGAAGAGGACUGGCAGAAACUGGCACAUAUAACCUGCUGCUGCAGCUGGGGCCCAGUUCUGCCCAGUCGGUACCGCCACGCAGCAUCAAUGAGGGGGUCAUGCAGACCGCUUCAUCAGUGAUGGCACCACACAGAACUACUGUAGCUAGAUCACCUUACCAAUAAUUCACUGGAAGAAACACACUAAUAAACAUAAUGUCAUUCUGAUUUUGACACAAUCUGUUUGGCAGUGUCUUGGCGAUUUGGAAACAGGAAUGGGAGUGGAGAAAUAAGAUUAAGUCUAUUUUAAAAUUUGUGUAAUAGUGCAUGACAGCAAUCAUGUCCGAGAUGCUUCUUGACUGUGGAAGGCUGAUGGUGCCAAAAUGUAUGAUGUAGUUCAACAUGUAAUUGCAUGUUAAUCUGAAAAAAGGUGUCAUGGUGAUUUGAAAACACAAUUAGCAUUGAGAGACUAGAUUUAAUCAUUUAUCUAAAAAAAAUUGUGUCAGAGUACAUACCAAUUAAAAUGGUCUCUAUGAUGCUUCAUUACUGUGGAAAGCCAUAAUUGGCAAAUUCCAUUUUAAAGCCGAGGUCACACAGUGCUGCGAAAAAGGGUGGGAUAAACAAGAUGAUUAGACAUUAAUAAAGCAAACAACUGCUCCAUAUUUUACAUUUCUGUCCUGAGGUCAAGUUUUGAUCUUCAAUUGGUCUCACACAAUCACGUGAUGCUAUUUUUGCUGGUCAGAGUUCAUCAAGCUUAAACUUUGCAAUGCAGAGCAAGUGUUUCAGGUUUGCCGCAUUCAUAUGCAUAUAAAUGGAAGUCUAUGGGGCGAAAUGUGCAGUGUGACCGCAGCUUUAUACACAAUUACAGGUUUAGGCUAUAUACUAGAGCUGCACAAUUAAUCGAAAAAAUAUUGUGAUCUCGAUUCGGCCCCCUAGACGAUCUUAAUCCAGCAUUUCUACGAUUCUGUCAAUCAUAUUUUCAAGUUCAGGAGGGAGGCAAAGGCGGCCGCACAAGUCUUCACAAUGUUUUACGUACAAUGUUCAGCAAUGUGGACAUCUCCAAAUGGUGUUGAAAGAGUCACAUGCUGUAUUUAUAAUAUAUAAUUCACAUUAAAAAUGUAAUUUCUGUCUUUAUGUAAUUUUGUAUUCACGGCCGCAAAAUCACACGUGACGAGAGCUGACCGUCAGCUGUCACCACAGGGCGGGCACACGCCUGCUAGUGAAGUCUACUAUAGCGGACAGAACCUCCAUAGGCUGUGAAUAACAGGUAAUACAGUUGUAAAUAACAUUCAGUUUGUGGCACAGAGUGAUCGUUUGGGAGCCACGCGGGAACCACAACAAAACCAAAAAUAUUUAAAGUCCGUUCAAGUCUACCAUUCCAAGUCUAUACAACAUUUAGCAUUUUAACCAACAGUAGACCUACACAAAGCCUAUGGCUGUUUUACCAUAUGUUUGAGAAAUAACAACAAUAAUAGCAUACUCGAAUUACCCUUUAUUUUACAUGUAUAGAAUUGCAAGAAAAUCAAGAUCUUUAUUUUAGGCAAAAAUAAAUAAAUAAAUAAAUAUCGCAAUUCUCAUUUUAGCCAGAAUCGUGCAGCUCUACUAUAUACUAUCAGCUCGAUUAUGACAUCUGUUUAAAACAGGGUGUCAUCGUGAUUAGAAGUCGCAACUGGUGUCGAAACGCAAGAUUAAAAUAAUUUUAGCUCACACUUUGUCUCAUGGCAGACGACAACUAACAAACCAAAGGACCAAAAACAUGAUGAUUACAUAUUAACACAACACAAUUAUGUAUUACGCCUUAAUUUGACAUGUUUUGGCCCCAAUGGCCUUCCAUACACAAUGUCCCCAAAAAAAAGACACUUUCUAAAAACCUUAAUCUUGUAAACCAUUCAUGUAAUCAUACUAUUUAAAAACGUUCAUCAUGUUGAUUUAACUGAUAGCUUUCUGGGGUCAUUACAUUUAGCAUUUUAUGUGACAUUAGAAUAAUUAAAUCCCCCAAUAAACUGACCCCAUUAUGAAAUAGACACAAAAGAACAUAAAUAUUUCUCAAGGAUAUUGUGGUUGUCUGUGUUCUGCACUCAGCGGAAACAAUGUCCUAGAAAAUAACGUCAGGCCAAAUGUCCUAGUUAAGUUGGAUAGCUUGUUUGAUUAUUUUUUUUUUAAAGGAGUUUUUUUAUUUUUAAUAUUUUUACCAUUGUGGUCUAUUAUAUUUCUAGGAAAUAUUGUUGUUGGGUAUAAAUGCCAGAGUGACAUUUGUAAAAAGGAAAAAAAAUGAAUGCUAUUGCUUUCUAAAUGAGCACACGGUGCAAAUGUGCUGUAUAAGCAGAUUAAUGUGUUAGAUUUUGAGCAGCUAUGCGGUUUAACAGACUAUGUAAAAAGUGGUGAAUGCUGUUCAUAGUUUCUGGAAAUGAGUCUCUGUUUUGGCAACUGAUGUUAUGAGAUGUUUUGGUAAGAAAUGGUGUGGAAUGUUUUACCUACAAAUUAAAGUGGAAAAACUAAGACC